AGCAAAUUCAAGGAUGCAGACACCAUUUUACUUCGUAAUUGGCAACGAAGAUGAAGAGUUUAAUAUUAUUUCAUGCAUUAAUUUUCGUGUUUAGUAAAACAUAUGCAGUUCCAUUUGAAAGAAGAUGUCGAAACGACCAAUUUGAAUGUAAUGAUGAAGCAUGCAUCAGUAAAAGUCAUUGGUGCAAUUAUAGCCAUUAUAGCGGUCGUUGCAGUGAUUAUAGCGAUAGAAGACACUGUGAUUUACAUUAUCCCGGAUGCGCUGAAGAUCAAACCUAUUGCAAAAACAACGGAAAAUGCAUACCAUUUAAAUGGGCAUGCGAUGGAUAUAAGGACUGCACGGAUAACUCAGACGAAACAAAUUGCUUGAGAGAAGGUUAUAGAGUCGAAGAAUUACCUGGAGUAAGAGAAAGUAAGGAGAAAGCACUUUCGUGGUUGAAAAAACAAAGAAAAUUAGAUGGGGGUUGGGGUAAAGACACGAGUCGGGCCAUUGUGGCACUUCGUCUUUCCGAAGAACUCGACAUAAACUCUGCUAAUGUAACGAAUCAAUUAAUGUUUACGCAACUGAAACUUCAACUUUCUCAACUGUUGCUGAACGACAUGAAAGACAUCAAGAGUUAUGAAAUCGCAUCUUUCGUUAAUUCAUUACUUGCCAUUUGUUCUAAUCCGAAAAAUUUUCAAGAAUUCGAUUUAGUGAAUUUAUUGAAACUAAGAAUUAAAGAGUCUGAAUCGAUGAAUCCUGCAAUCGCGUUGGCAAUAUGCAAUUCUAAUCAAACCAUUCCACCGAAUGAAAUGAAAAAAUUAGAAAAUCUCUCUCUUAAAAGAGGCUCUCACUGGAUAGAUUCUAAAGCAUAUGCUCUGAUGGCAUUGUUGUGUCUUAAAAAUCGCAUGAAGCAAUUUUCACCACUUCAUAAAUACGAUUUAGAUUUUAAUAAAGCGAUGAGAAUCUUUUCAACAUUACAAAAUGAAGACGGUUCCUUCGGUAAUAAACAUACAACAGCCCUUUUCCUUCAAGCUUUAUUAUCUAUUGAUAACCAAGUAACCAAGGACAAAGAAUGGAAUGUAACGGCUGCUAUUAAUUACCUUCUGUCGCACCAAAAAGAAGAUGGCUCAUUCGGAGAUGCAUUCUCAGCUUAUCUGAUACUUCCAAUACUGAAUGGGAAUACAUUUGUUAAUUUGGGGAGUCUCAAUUGCAGUAUAAACCAACCACAUAACUUAAUAAUAGAAGGAGAAAUUGAAUCUAGAAGAAUUGAAAAACAUCGUGUAAAUUAUAAAAUCUUCGUUGGAGAGAACAAAGAUAUUAGUUUUAGUCUUUCUCUUAGUGUACCCAUUAAUUCGACGUUUUUUGAAGUCAUGCAAUUAGCUGAAAAAUUGGAUAAUAAAUUUAGUUUCGAAUACGUCGAUUAUCCAUGGGGUAAAUACGUCUAUUCGAUAUUUGGGAUAUUUAAUCAUCCGGAAGAAAUGAAUUAUUGGCAAUUGUUUAAAGAUUCAGAAAAUGAAACGUUUUUACUGCAAUCACCUGAUAAAAUGAUUCCUGGAAAAGAGGAGACUUACAUUUACUGGUAUAAAUCAAUAGCUGAUUAAAUAUAUCGUGCAAAAUUCUAAAUGUCUUUGACAUUAACUACUUCGUUUGCUAAAUAUACUAAUGAGAGUUUCGAAUUUUUAAACUUACACACAAGAGAUCCAAAAAGUCACAAUAUUCAUGUAUGUUAUGUAAAAGGUUUUAUACCGUUCAACGUAUCCGCACCAAAUUUGGAAUGAAUAUUCUUUGAUAGUCUAGAAAAACUACUGUAAGUCCCAAUUCCUUUUUAACCUAAGCCCAAGCAAUUUUUGUUUUGCAGUUUUAUUAUUGUAAAUAGAUGUAAAUUUUAGUUACUAGGGCCCUUUUUUUUUUUUUUUAAUUACUCUCUCCCAACCCGACUUCAACAAUCCCUAUUCUCUCAAAAGUACAAGCAAAGCCAGGCACAAGCAUUUAGUUUCUUAUAAAUUUCGCAAAACUUGCUAAAUCUCUAGUCUAGAAAAUCUUAGGCAACCAACUUUUGGGCCAUU
Centruroides sculpturatus (bark scorpion) is the source of this 2048-nucleotide messenger RNA. RefSeq lists its product as uncharacterized. The coding region runs from base 51 to 1583 and encodes 510 amino acids. The transcript is spliced from 11 exons. NCBI's taxonomy places the organism in Eukaryota, Metazoa, Arthropoda, Arachnida, Scorpiones, Buthidae. Gene Ontology annotation, molecular function: protein binding; catalytic activity; cobalamin binding. Gene Ontology annotation, biological process: cobalamin transport. The record is from RefSeq and is a predicted model, not a curated record.